AUGGUUAGGACUAGAGGAUUAGGUCAUGCCUUAGGUCACGCUACUGGCAGAGGUGUGGGGCGAGGAGAUCGUGAUGAUUCCGAUGAUGCUCCGCAGCGUCGACGGCUUACCGCAUCCACACGGAGGCAGCGAGUACCUGUGACUGUGGCACACGAUGAGCCAGUGGUCCCUGCGCCAGAUGUUGAGGCUGACGUAUUUCCGGAUGACCCGAUGACACUAGUUGAUGUUGAGGAAACCAGGGCAGACAUUCCUGAGCAUCCUGAGUUGAAGUUAUCCUCUCACGGGAGGAAGAUUCAUAGUUUAGGCAGGCUUGUACCUGCCAUUGAGGGACUAGUUGUUGGGACAGGACUAAGUCCUCUAAUCGCGUGUUCGGUAGACACUGGCGAUCGGGGACUUUUGUCCUCGUUUGUCGAGCGGUGGCACCGAGAGACAUCUAGUUUCCAUCUCCCUGUGGGAGAGCUCACGAUCAUGCUGGACGACGUCUCCUUGCUUCUGCAUCUGCCCGUGGUUGGCGACUUGCACGCCUUUCAGCCCUUGCACGUGGAUGAUGUAGUUCAGAUGCUGGUGGACUUAUUGAUGGUCUCUGCAGAGGCUGCCAGGGUUGAGACAAGGCAAUGUCGUGGACCGUACGUACGCCUGCAAUGGUGCUGGAUAUACGAGCACUUUCCCUCAGUCGUAGAGUCCACUACUGAUCAGGACUACGACGAGGAUUCCCCGCAUGCCUGUAGGUGGAUUGCGACGAAGAAGACCGUGAAGAGCAUACGUACACUGACGUACAGGGAGCGCCUGGACCAACUCCGGAUUCUGGAUGUCUGUUGGAUCCCGUGGAUGCACUACUCGGAUCAUAUGGUUCCAGCAGGUGAGGUGUGCGUUGUGUCAGGUCAGUGUGUCAGCGACUACAUGGACUGGUUCUUCCACAUCUCGCAUCCUUUCAUGACACCAGACCACGCAUCAGAUCCUCUGUCAGAUGGUCAUGCCCCGCAGCCCCAAGUCGUCCCUCAGGCCCCACGGAUAGAUAUCCCUCACGUGCCGGAGCCAGGAGCACCGUCGACAUCUGCGAGGCCCGUUGUGGAGGAGCCUAGACAUGUAGUGGAAGUUUGUCUUUGGAUUACUGAGAGGUUGGAGCGCCAUCUGAGCCUAGGAGUGGUCACGCCAGGCUCAUCGACACAUGAAGUGAUCGAAGAAUGCCUCAGGAUGGCCAGGAGUGUCACACAGGACCAGCUAGUAUAUGUUAGGUCUUGA
This is a messenger RNA of Glycine soja, 1242 nucleotides long. RefSeq lists its product as uncharacterized. NCBI's taxonomy places the organism in Eukaryota, Viridiplantae, Streptophyta, Magnoliopsida, Fabales, Fabaceae. Bases 1 to 1242 code for a protein of 413 amino acids. The transcript has 5 exons. The record is from RefSeq and is a predicted model, not a curated record.